AGAUGACUCUCUAACUGAAUUCGCCGAAAAGUAUGAGCAAAUGGCGCCUAAUUGAAAGGAAUGGCAAUUGCUUGACUUGACCUUUCUCAUCUGUUUCUUCAAAUGAACAAAAUUGCGUCAACUACCUAAUUUUACCUCUUCUUGGUAUAUUUUAUUCAUAGCCAUUUCGAAUAUUCAGUGAAUUUCCUCGAUUUCUGCAACUUGUAUAUCCAUUUUCGACCAUACAUAACAGCCAGAAGGAGAAUAAAACCAACCAUUAACCAAGGAUUAAUGGGUUACUCAGAUGGAAUCCGAAAGGCUUGUGUAUACGCUGGAUGAAGCGCUUGCUGCUGUGGGGUUUGGGAAAUUCCAAGGUCUUGUGCUGGUUUAUGCCGGAUUUGGGUGGUUUUCGGAAGCAAUUGAAAUUAUGAUUCUAUCUUUUGUGGGGCCUGCUGUUAAGUUGAAGUGGGCACUCUCCUCGAGUGAAGAGAGCUUGUUAAGUUCUGUUGUUUUUGCUGGUAUGUUGAUUGGAGCCUAUUCAUGGGGCCUCACAUCAGAUAAUUAUGGAAGAAGGAAAGCUUUUUUAAGCAUGACAGUGAUUACUAGUGGAGCUGGAUUCCUGAGUGCUUUCUCCCCAAAUUAUAUAUCAUUAGUGUUUCUCCGUUGUUUGGUUGGUUUUGGCCUGGGUGGUGGACAUGUAUUCUUGUCAUGGUUUCUUGAGUUUAUUCCCACUUCGCAUAGAGGCAAGUGGAUGGUUAUCAUUUCAAUUUUCUGGACAAUUGGAACUAUAUUUGAGGCUUCACUAGCAUGGAUUGUGAUGCCAAUACUGAAUUGGAGGUGGUUACUUGCUCUGUCUGCUGUACCAUCAUUUUCUUUACUGCUCUUUUAUCGUCUUGUUCCAGAGUCUCCAAGAUAUCUAUGCCUGAAAGGCAGAACAGUUCACGCACACCAAAUUCUGGAGAAAAUGGCUUUAGUUAACCAAAAAGAUUUGCCUCCUGGAAUGCUCAUUUCAUAUGAGAUAAUAGACGUGGAUGAAGAAUAUCCUUCAGAAUAUACAAGUUUCCUAUCUGUAGCUAGAGAAAAGAUCUCAAUAUUCAGAUCAGGUUUCUCAUUGUUUUUUAUGCUUUUCUCGUCAAACUUAAUUCGAAUAACAUUGCUUCUUUGGGUUUUAUUCUUUGGAAAUACAUUUGUAUAUUAUGGCAUAGUAUUGCUGACCUCUGAGAUAAGUACUGUGCAAGACAAAUGUAGCUCGACUGUCUUGCUUACAGAAAAUCUGCAGGCAGAUAGUCUCUAUACAGAUGUGCUCAUCACUAGUUUUGCAGAGCUUCCUGGUCUUCUUUUAUCAGUUGUUAUUGUGGAUAGAUUUGGCCGCAAACCUGCAAUGACAAUUAUGUUCAUCUUAGCAUGGGUGUUCCUUUUACCACUUGUCUUUUCUCAGUCAGCAAUUUUAACAACAGGGUUGUUAUUUGGAGCUCGCAUGUUCUCCAUGGGAACCUUCACUGUUGCCUGCAUAUAUGCCCCAGAAUUAUAUCCAACCUCUGUGAGGUCAACUGGUGCUGGAGUUGCAAGUGCUAUAGGGAGAAUUGGUGGGAUGGUGUGUCCUCUUGUAGCGGUUGCUUUGACAAGCAGUUGCCAUCUGAAGGAAGCUAUUAUUCUAUUUGAGGUUGUAAUUGCUGUUACAGUAACCUGCAUUCUGCUUUUCCCAUUUGAAACCAGCGGACGCGAGUUGAGCGACAGCAUAGCUGUAUCAGAUUCAAAACAAGCCCUUCUUGCUGAGAAUUCAAGUUCUACACCUUCCCCAUAAUAAUGAGAAGAAAUUCUACAGAGCUCCUUGCUUAAAAAGCGAACGUCCAGCGUUACUGGCACGCCUACACCGGGAAAGAUGCGGCUCUUCAUCUUUUUUAAGCCAUCUUCAUUAGUAGGAUAUGAAAAUUUUAUGAUAAAGAUGACAACUGUGUCUGUAUGUAAAUUUGUCUAUCCUUCAGCAUAUUUCUAUGUGAAAAUUCAGUUCAGUGGAAUUUCCCAAGUUAUGCUAUUAA
Hevea brasiliensis (rubber tree) is the source of this 2018-nucleotide messenger RNA. RefSeq names its product organic cation/carnitine transporter 7. The record is from RefSeq and is a predicted model, not a curated record. Bases 284 to 1783 code for a protein of 499 amino acids. The transcript has 6 exons. Gene Ontology annotation, biological process: transmembrane transport. Gene Ontology annotation, cellular component: membrane. Gene Ontology annotation, molecular function: transmembrane transporter activity. NCBI's taxonomy places the organism in Eukaryota, Viridiplantae, Streptophyta, Magnoliopsida, Malpighiales, Euphorbiaceae.